GGGAUCCACGGAGAGAGGAGCAAGAGAGGGAAUGCACUGACAGCAGAGAAGAGGAGGAAGAAUAUGCUGAGCAGUGGAAGGGUAGAACAUCGAUGGCAGCCAUGCUGAGUCCUAAGAUCAGACAGACCAGGAGAGCCAGGUCCAAGAGCAUGGUGAUGGGUGAGGCAUCACGUGGCUCAUGUCGUUCCACCUCACCAGGCCUCCAAGAGGGGGCACUAAAGGCUGGUUGGCUGAAGAAGCAGAGGAACAUCAUGAAGAAUUGGCAGCUGCGCUGGUUUGUGCUGCGGGCUGACCAUCUUUACUUCUACAAGGACGAGGAGGAGACAAAACCGCAGGGCUGCAUAUCAUUGAAGGGCAGCCAAGUGAAUGAGCUGACAGCCAACACAGAAGAGCCCGGUCGACACCUUUUUGAGAUUGUGCCAGCUGGUGAAAAAGACAAGACUGCAAUAAGUCAUGAGUCUUUUCUGCUCAUGGCCAACUCCCAAAGUGACAUGGAUGACUGGGUGAAGGCCAUCAGACGGGUCAUCUGGGCUCCGUUCGGAGGAGGUAUAUUUGGGCAACAUUUAGUGGACACCGUCCAGUUCGAAAGGAAGUUUGGUCCUCGCCUCGCCCCUCUCUUAGUUGAGCAGUGUGUGGAUUUCAUCAGGGAACAGGGACUUGAUGAAGAAGGCCUAUUCCGGAUGCCAGGACAAGCUAACCUCGUGAAGGACCUUCAGGAGGCCUUUGACUGUGGAGAUAAGCCUCAGUUUGACAGUAACACUGAUGUCCACACUGUGGCUUCCCUGCUGAAGCUGUACCUCAGGGAGCUGCCUGAGCCUGUCAUUCCCUUUUGCAAGUAUGAGGAUUUCCUCACUUGUGCUCAGCUCCUGGCCAAAGAUGAGGAGGAGGGAAUUCAAGAAGUAGGAAAGCUAGUGAAGACCCUUCCAGCUGCUAAUUACAACCUUCUGAAAUAUAUAUGCAAAUUUCUGGAUGAGGUGCAGUCUCACUCAAAUGAAAACAAAAUGGGCGUGCAGAACUUGGCCACCGUGUUUGGACCAAAUAUCCUUCGUCCUAAAAUGGAGGACCCAGUAACUAUUAUGGAAGGGACUUCCUUUGUUCAGCAUCUCAUGACAGUGCUUAUAAGCAAGCACGAUCACCUGUAUAUUGAAACAGACUCAGAAACUUCUCAGACUGAGAUGGAGGUAAGGGUCCAAGGCCAGCAGCAUCAGCAGUCCAGCCUGGUUGACUGGAUCUCUGAGGAGGACCUCCAUACGUGCUCACCCACAGGGAAGAAUGCUUGUCCCAGUGACAACCCUACUAGUAGUAGUGCCUCAUCUCUGGAUGCCUCCCAGACAGCUAUUACCUCCAAGUCAGUGCCUCAGGGAAAGGGAGACACAGCUGUCAGCCCUAGUAAGCAGGCCAAGACGCUGCCUGGCUGGAAAUACUCUUUCAAAGGCACCUCUCCUCGCCCACAGUCUGCCAAAGUCUGUGGCUCCACAGCAGAUAUGUCCACUGCCUCCAGUGGGAAUUGGCUUAUGAAUGGGUUGUCCUCACUGCGGGGACACCGACGCACCUCCUCGGGAGAACGCUCGAGGGAUUCGGGGUCAUCCCUGAGACUGUCUACCUAUGACAAUGUCACGUCUUCGUCAAGUCUGGGCAGUGUGCUGAGCAUAGACAGCACACUGUGGUCCACCUCAUCUUGUGAAAUCUCUGUCCCAGACUCAGGAAGUGACCCAUUAGGGACAGACUCCAGGACAGAAGACAGGUCACACCCAGAGGUGAAUGUGCAGGAAACAGCAUUGAAUGAAGGGGAAGUGAAGCCACCUGAACAUGAGGACAGUAGAAUCACUGUGGAGAACUCUGCAGCAUCAUUCUUCAGUGACAAUGGCAACAUGGCACCAAUCAUAAGAGUUGUGGAUGAAGACAUUGAUGAAAAUCCCACAUCCCUGGCCAGUGCAGUGGCAGAGCUGAAAGAAGAACUGAGGAAGCAGAAACAAGCUUAUGAAUCUAGAAUUAAAAAGUUGGAAGAGUCAAGUGCAGCCCUGUGUGCACAGAUGGAGAGACUCGAGCAAGAGAUGGAACAGGAGAGAAAAAGAAAACAAAUGCUUGAGAUCAAAUUUAGGAACUCAGAACGUGCUCGUGAGGAUGCAGAAAAUCGUAAUCGCCUCCUUGAGAAAGAAAUGGAAGAUUUCUUCUCCACUCUAGGGGACCUGGCGCUUGGAAGCCGCACCAGUGACAUUUAACUAAAAGAUAUUUAUAAAUAAAUAAACACACCCAAAAUGAAUCAUAAUGACAUGGUGUUACAUAGCCAUGCAAGUUGUUUAUUAUAAUAUAUGUCUCAGUGGGCCUCGGGUGUCUUAAUAUAUUACAUGGAAAUGGUCUACACUUGGCUGUUAUAGCAAAAUAUGCUAAUCCAGGUGUCCAGCAACCCAGACCGAAAAUGUGUUAAUACAGUUCACUCAAAAAUGAAAAUGCUGUCAUAAUUUACUCACCCUCAUGUUGUUUCAAAUAUAGUAUAACAUUCUUGAGCACAAAAAUAUAAGUUAUACAAAACACAAGGUAGUUCUGUAUUCACUGUCAUUGUAUGGGGGGAAAAGAUGCAGGAAUGACUGAGGCUAAAGGCCCCUGCACACUUCAUACGAUAUCGAAGAACAAACAGAUGUGAUGUCAUUUAAUUAGAACAAAAUCUGGCCAAAACAAAGAUGUUUUUGAGUUUGUUUCAGUGGGUUUUAACAGCUUGCUAGCACAAACUUCUUCACCACUACCGGAGAAGAGCUGCAAACUUCUGGCAAACAUUUGUAGCGAAUCACAAAUCCAUUUGCAUGUGAAACUAACAAGUGGUUUGCCAGAUCUCUAGAUUUUUUUUAAGGGUAAGGCCAGGGCUGGACUGGACUGGGAAGAGAAAUCAGCCCGGGAUUUUACAUAGCAACUGGCCCAAAUGGGGUGUUUUCUGUAUAUCACGGCGCCAUUUUGUGGUCCGUUCUGCAUAACGCAGCAGCUAAUUUUAACCCUUUUCUCGGCCGUCCCACUGGCCCGUUCUCUUCUCCCAAUGGCCAGUCAGCCCCUUAUCAGCCCCAAAGUGCGUCGGCCCACCGGGAAAAUGCCCGGUAUGCCAGAUUACCAGUCCAUCCCUGGGUAAAGCCUACAACUAAUUUCCGUUCAGUCAGUUAAGAUCAGUUAACAUGAACACAUCAGCGUUCAGAGUUAUUAGCGAGCUGGUGCAAACUUACCUACAUCUGCAUGAUCAUUCGCUUAGAGACAUUUCCCUUGAAUAUAUCAUCCGAUUUGUGUCGUUUAAUUAGUUUACAUAAGGGUUACAAUUAAUCAAAUUGACUCAAAUACACUGUAAAAAAUUGAAAGUUGAGUUAACCUAAAAAAGUAAGGCAACUAGCUGCAAAGCAUUUUUGAGUUUACUCAACUUUAGGCAAAUUAGUUUUACCAACUUAACUAUUCAAUUUGGAUUGUAAGUUCCAUAAACGUAAUACAAUAAAUAUCAAUGAUUGUUAAGUUCAAUAAACUUGCAUUUUUAUGUAUAGCUUACCAUAAUUUUCAAUA
This is a messenger RNA of Xyrauchen texanus (razorback sucker), 3534 nucleotides long. Its product is annotated as rho GTPase-activating protein 22-like. The transcript is spliced from 10 exons. Gene Ontology annotation, biological process: signal transduction; activation of GTPase activity. Gene Ontology annotation, molecular function: GTPase activator activity. Gene Ontology annotation, cellular component: focal adhesion. Bases 93 to 2222 code for a protein of 709 amino acids. The record is from RefSeq and is a predicted model, not a curated record. Lineage: Eukaryota; Metazoa; Chordata; Actinopteri; Cypriniformes; Catostomidae.